GUUCCCUCGAUUAAAAACUACUAUUCACUGGUGACGACAGGUCAGCUAGAUCGUGAAUUAGUAUCAGUAUACAACAUUACAAUCACUGCUACUGAUGAGGGCUCUCCACCUCUGUCUUCUUCUAAAACUGUAAAGUUAUCUGUAGCCGAUAUUAACGACAACCCACCAGUAUUUGAGGAACAGUCCUAUAAUGCAUAUAUUAAUGAAAAUAUCAAACCUGGCUCCACUUUAUGCUCCGUUUCUGCCCGAGACCCAGACUGGAGACAAAACGGUACAGUGAUUUAUUCUCUGUUACCUGCUGAGGUAAACGGUGCUUCUGUAUCAUCUUAUCUAUCUGUUAAUGGAGACACAGGGGUGAUCCAUGCUGUGAGGUCAUUUGAUUAUGAACAGUUCAGGAGUUUUAAAUUCCAAGUGAUGGCCAGAGACAAUGGUUCUCCUCCACUCAGCAGCAACGUGACUGUUAGUGUGUUCAUAUCGGAUGUGAAUGACAACUCUCCUCAGAUUCUGUACCCCAGCCUGGAGGGCAACUCCUUUAUGACUGAGCUGGUCCCUAAAGCUGCACAGGGACGCUCUCUGGUCUCCAAAGUCAUAGCGGUGGAUGCUGACUCUGGACAGAAUGCCUGGCUGUCCUAUCAUAUAGUCAAAGCCACUGAUCCUGGACUUUUCAGUAUUGAUCUGCACAGUGGAGAAAUCAGGACACAGCGGGACAUUUUAGAAUCUGACAGCAUGAAACAGAACCUGAUUGUUGCAGUGAUGGAUAAUGGACAGCCCUCUCUGUCUGCCACCUGUUCCAUGUAUUUACUUAUUUCUGAUAACUUGGCUGAGGUGCCAGAACUGAAAGAUAUUUCUUAUGAGAAAAAUUCUAAACUGACCUCUUACCUGAUUAUUGCGCUUGUUUCUGUAUCCACCUUCUUUCUGACCUUCAUUAUCAUCAUCCUUGGUGUGCGGUUUUGUCGGAGGAGAAAGCCAAGAUUGCUGUUUGAUGGAGCAGUGGCUAUCCCUGGAGCCUACCUCCCUCCUAAUUACGCAGAUGUUGACGGUACGGGAACUUUACGCAGCGCUUACAAUUAUGACACAUACCUGACAACAGGAUCUAGAACCAGUGACUUUAAGUUUGUAUCAUCCUACAAUGACAACACGCUUCCUGCUGACCAGACUCUGAAGAAAACUCCGUCGGACUUUGCUGAUAUGUUUGGAAUAUGUGAUGAUUCUCCUGAGGUAGGAACAUUUAUGAAGAAGUCAACUCCUCUUAUGUUGACUUUUGAGUAA
Molecule: messenger RNA, 1269 nt
Organism: Cyprinodon variegatus (sheepshead minnow)
Lineage: Eukaryota; Metazoa; Chordata; Actinopteri; Cyprinodontiformes; Cyprinodontidae
Product: protocadherin gamma-A12-like
Exons: 1
Biological process (GO): homophilic cell-cell adhesion
Cellular component (GO): plasma membrane
Molecular function (GO): calcium ion binding
Source: RefSeq, a predicted model, not a curated record